UUACAAGAGAUACUGGGAAACUAAUUCUGAAAACCUCAAAAGAUCCUGGUGGGGAAAUGACUUUUUCUUCUGUUUCCCUUUAGUUACCAGAUGCCUUUGUAGAAUGUUUGCGAACCUUGAGAAUGAGUGUCAGAGCAGCUGGAGCUAAAGUAGUAGCAGAGAGAAAGAGAAAGUAGGAAUGCUGCCACCUUUUGAUGUACAGUUCGUGUGUCGCCGUCAGCCAGCGGGUGUCGUGAGGUCAGAGUCGUCAGGUGUGUCGCCGUAUACUCAGGUGUUGGGGUAGUUUCAGUUUGUAUCGCUGCUGAUUGUGUUCCGGAGUGUGUCUCAGACUCAGUUUCUUGGAGAGGCUGGCAUUUCAUCAGCAUCAACUCAGGCUAGCAGAGGACUAAACUUUCUUUGUGGGAGGAUGUCCAGCUUUUAACUUUGGCUAUUUUAGUAUGGUAUUUAUCAGGUUUAAAGACACAAAGGUAGAAUACUGUAAGACGUAGAGAGCGAUUUUCCAAGUGCCUUGGAGGAGACUUGUGUUUUCACCUCUAUGUACAUAGUUCACAUACAAAGUUCAGUCCCUUUUCUGUCUACACUGACGCGGCCUCGUGUGAUGAUGUAGCCGUCAGACACACCUGCGUGCCCUGUUCCAGUCACCAACCAACCAAGACGCCUGUAGUGGCGAAGCCACCUGCUGAAACCAUAUAGAGGGACUGAAUUUAGUAUUCUGUAUUUCUCGGAAAGGCAGACUUUGGUUGAAACUGUCGGGUCGACCAGCUUCUGACCGUGAUCUUCGCUGAACGACGAUUCUAAAGCUGACCACGAUUUGUAAAGAACCAGCGGAGGGCAAGAUGAAUUAUCUUCACUGGCUAGACUACGUCGUCAUUGCCGUAUUGUUGAUUGUUUCCCUUGGCAUCGGGAUUUUCUUUGCGGUGUACAAGGGCGGCCAGAAAACAAAGGUGGGAUAUCUCCUAGGCAACCGUCAGAUGUCUAUGCUCCCAGUUUGCCUGUCAAUGUGCAUCACCUACCAGUCGGCCAUCGCCUUCUUGGGUGUACCUGCCGAGGUGUAUGCCAAUGGCACGAUGUACCUGUACCUAGGCUGUGGUAUAGGUUUGUCCUACAUCGUCAGUCUCUUCACCGUGGUGCCUCUCAUGUACCCACUGCAAAUCACCAGCGUCUACGAGUACCUUGAGCUGAGGUUCGAAUCUAGGUGUGUCCGCCUGCUCGUCACCAGCCUCGGCAUGCUAAAGGCGAUUCUUUAUAUGGCGAUGGCUCUGUUUUCGCCAGCUAUAGCCCUACAAACAGCUGCUGGUUUGCCUCUGUGGGUGUCGAUUGCUAUUCUGGGUGGCAUCUGCACUUUGUACACAGCAGUGGGAGGCAUUAAGAGCGUGGUCUGGACAGAUGUCUUCCAAACGGGCGUUUACGUCAUCGGCGUCGGCACUGUUAUCGUUAUGUGUACACUCCAUGUGGGCAGUUUGACGCAGGCCUUUCGCCUUGCCUCGGAAGGAGGAAGAAUAGAGUUCAACCAGAUUAACCCGGAUGUUCGCGAGCGUCACUCACUGUGGGCCACUCUUAUUGGUGGAUGCUUCACGCUGUUUUCGGGUUUCACACAGUCGAUUGCUCAACGCAUCAGUUCCUUGAAGACACUUAAAAAAGCCAAACUAGCCUUCCUUCUGAGCGCUCCUAUCAACCUGUUGAAUGAAUGCAUAUUGACUCUCAUGGGGGUCCUGCUCUACGCCUAUGUCGUCACAAUCGGGUGUGAUCCCUAUCAGGCGGGUAUCAUCGAUAACAGAAACCAGAUGAUACCAUACUUCGUCCCCAGUCUGCUGGGUAGUUUGCCUGGUAUGCCUGGUCUAUAUAUGUCUAUGCUGUUUAGUGGUGCACUCAGCACUCUGUCUUCUGGUAUCAACUCCUUGGGUGCCAAUACUGUGGAGGACCUCCUGGCACGACCUCUAAGAGGCUACAAGGACGCCACUGUCACUGUCAUUGCUAAGAUAUCUGUGCUGCUGUUUGGAGCUCUUGGUAUUGGUCUCGCAUACCUCGCCCGCUCCCUACGUGGUCCAGUCACACAGAUUACCAGUACGAUUGUUGGAGCCUGCAAUGGUCCGAUCAACGGCAUAUUCUUUAUGGCAGGAAUGGUUCCCUGGGCAAAUAAAUAUGGCGCCGUCGGGGGUGGACUCAUCGGCAUCGCCGUCAACCUGUGGAUAACUGUUGGCUCCUUGCUGUACGGCGCCCCUACACUUGCCUUACCCCCGGGGCCAACUCACAACUGUUCAGGAAAUAACAGUUACUCGUUCUCCUUUUAUAACCUGUCUACGGACACGAAUCCUAACAGCAACAUCACAAACCUUUUUCACUCACAGCGGGCCGACACGUUCUCCAUUUAUGACAUUUCUUACCUGUGGAUUGCAGUCAUCGGGUUCUUCGUAACCUUAAGCACUGGAAUCAUUAUCAGCUUCAUCACAGGCUCCACAAACAAGGCUACUCUCAAUCCAAAGCUGGUAUUCCCUUUUACCAGGAAGUUGUUCCGCAUGAAGGAACCUUCACAGGAGGCAGAAGAUUCCUCUGACGUGCUAGUCAUGAAGACCUACCAAAACCCGGCAGAGAAAUGUAUCGGAAAUACUGACACCAUGGAUGAGGAUCAUCUCAGUGUCCAGCCCUUGAUGUAGAUAGUGCUGUAAAUCGUCUAUGCACCGAAAUAACACAAGAGACUUCAUUGUUAUUACUUUAAUUUCUUUUCGUUGUUUUUGUAUAUUUCUUUCUUAUCAAACAUGACCCGUUUCUCUGUUCUAUCUCAUUUUCUCUUUCUGUUGUCACCGCCUAUCAGUGUGUACCUAUAUGUCUAUCAUUAUACUUCCAUUUACACAUACACAGAUUUAUAAGUAGUAACAUUGUCUAUUGAGUAGCAUGGUAUGGACAGCUGUGUUUAAUUAUACACAAGGAAACUGCCUAGUCCAAAUUAUAGGCCUCCUAUAACCAUAAGAUCUUAUAAAUCAAUAUGCAAAAUUUCAAUUUAUAAAGAAACUUAUACAUGUCUCCCUAUACUCUGUUAAAGUUACAUUCGCCUUUUCUGACAAGGAACAUUACUCUGUUUCCUAGGCAUACAAUACACACAGAUGUCUGCACAUGUCCAUCCCUAGUAGCAUAUUUCUACUAUUUCAGCUGUCUGACCUGCAAGUAAGCCAACGGGUGUCCAUAACUACUCUCAGAAAGCUCUGAUUUACAACUGCAAGCUUGCAUAUGGACUUAUUUCCACACUGGCACACAUACUAUUUGAUUUACAUGUAUACACUGCUACAUUUAAGAUAGUCACAUCAACGUAAAGUAUCUAUUGUUACAGAAAAUAUAAACUAUUCUCUGCUAUAUUGAAUAGGGAGUGUUUUUUGCUUCAGCUAUAAUAUAUAUUUUGCUAUGGACAUCAGCAAGUCAUCGUUUCCAAUUGAUAGAUAAGCUUCUACCCUUUGAACAUUAGGUGUUUUCCUUUCAAAGAAUCUCAUAUGGACAGGUGAAUAGAUUAUGCUGUUCUAUGACAUUGGUUUUUUAACAAACUGGACAAUCUGGGUGAGAUGCUAUAGAUGGACCAAACCAACGUUAAUAUUUUUCUGGCUGCAGGAAAAAAACACUUAUAUUUUGUGUCAUCCUCGAUUUUUUUUUUUCUUUCAGCUUUGGUUAAAAAGCAUAACAAACGGUCUUUGAAUUUUUAUAGAAGCAUAUAUUCAUACCCCACACCAUUCUCACCAUUCUUUCAAAAAAAAAACAAAAAAAAAAACAGAGCAAAUUUCCAUUAACAGAAUCAAAGACUAAUUAAUGUCUAGAGCAACAACACUCACCUUCUUAUUUUAUAAUAAGUGUUUCUGCAAUAUGUCAAAGUGAAGAUAUGUAAUACAGUGGAACCUCGGUUAGCGAACGCCUCGGAUAGCGAAUUUUUCGGUUAACGAACAAAAAUUUCGUUAAAAAUUUGUCUCGG
This is a messenger RNA of Pomacea canaliculata, 3952 nucleotides long. Its product is annotated as sodium-dependent multivitamin transporter-like. NCBI's taxonomy places the organism in Eukaryota, Metazoa, Mollusca, Gastropoda, Architaenioglossa, Ampullariidae. Gene Ontology annotation, biological process: sodium ion transport; transmembrane transport. Gene Ontology annotation, molecular function: symporter activity. The coding region runs from base 837 to 2654 and encodes 605 amino acids. The record is from RefSeq and is a predicted model, not a curated record. Gene Ontology annotation, cellular component: membrane. The transcript has 17 exons.